AUGGUAGUUGUUACGCUUGAAGGACCAGAUGUUGUUGAGGGUCCUGUUGUAGCUGUUACGCUAGACGGACCAGAUGUUGUUAUGGCUCCUGUUGUAGUUGUCACGCUGGAAGAACCAGAUGUUGUUGUGGAUCCCGUCGUAGUUGUUACAUUGAAAAGACCGGAUGUUGUUUUGAAGGUUGUUGUAGUUGUUGCCCUGGUGACGCUAGUUGUUGUACUGAUGUAUUCAGAAUGGGUUCUGGUUGGUGUUACUGUCGAUGUUGUAGGCCAUGUGGAAGUUGUUGGUGAUUCUGUGUAG
Messenger RNA from Enterobius vermicularis (human pinworm), 297 nucleotides. NCBI's taxonomy places the organism in Eukaryota, Metazoa, Nematoda, Chromadorea, Rhabditida, Oxyuridae. The record is from the annotation of a GenBank genome assembly.